UCGGAGUGGCUUCUUGCUCGCGCAUUUGCGCUUUCCUCGCGUUCCGCAGCUAAACUUGGAGAGCUCCAUGCAGUCGCGAAGCUUAAAGAACAAGUUUUGCGGAGAGGAGAGAAGUGCGACCCCGUGCUGGAUGGAUGGUUAUGGGGAAAGGAGCAGGAGGACCUUCGGCGCUUGAAGUCGGCAAGAUCCUUGUUGUGUUUCUUUGCCUGUUUCCUUCUGUGAGUCUGCAGUGUAAGAUCCUCAAGUGUAACUCAGAGUUUUGGGCCUCCACCUCAAGCUCCGGCCCGGAGGAAGAGUUCUGUACUGCGCUGCGGGCGUACAACAACUGUGUACGCCGCACCGCACGCACCUGCAGAGGCGACUUAGCCUACCACUCAGCCCAACAUGGCAUAGAGGAUCUCAUGAGCCAGAACAACUGCUCCAAGGAGGGGCCUACAACUCAGCCUCGAGCCCGGACCCCCGCUCCACCACCACAGCUCCAGCCUGACAGCCAGGAGCGCUCCGAUGGGCCGGAGCAGUGUCAUUACGAACGCAGCCUUCAUCGCCAAGCCUCACCACCCAACUAUACCCACUGUGGCUUCUUUGGAGACCCGCACCUCCGUACUUUCAGCGAUGACUUCCAGACCUGCAAGGUUGAGGGAGCCUGGCCCCUUAUCCAUAACAAAUACCUGUCUGUUCAGGUGACCAACACACCUGUCGUGCCUGGCUCCUCUGCUACGGCCACCAGCAAGUUGACAAUCAUCUUCAAGAACUUCCAGGAGUGUGUGGACCAGAAGAUGUAUCAUGCAGAGACAGACGAGCUGCCUGCAGCGUUCGCCGAUGGCGCCAAGAACGGCGGAGACCGCCACGGGGCCAACACGCUACGCAUCGUGGAGAAGGUGCCUGGGCAGCAGGUGGAGAUCCACGCACGCUACAUCGGUACAACCAUUGUGGUCCGGCAGGUGGGGCGAUACCUGACCUUUGCUGUGCGGAUGCCAGAGGAAGUAGUGAACUCUGUAGAAGACCGAGACAACCAGGACCUGUACCUCUGCCUGCAUGGCUGCCCCGCCAACCAACGCAUCGACUUCAGGACAUUCAGGGCCCGUGCAGUGGAGGGCCAUGGCCUGAGCAGGACUGGCAGCCCUCCCCAUGGGUUUACCUACAAGGCUGCCAUGGCUAAGUGUAAAGAGCGCCUCCCAGUGGAGGACCUGUACUUCCAGUCCUGUGUGUUUGACCUGCUUUCCUCUGGGGACGUCAACUUCACCAUGGCUGCCUACUAUGCCUUUGAGGAUGUGAAAAUGCUCCACUCCAACAAGGACAAAUACCACAUUUAUGAAAAGGAUACAUUUGGGAGUAAUGCGGCGCCAAGGGGAUCAGAUGUGUUCUCGCUAGUCCUCCUCAACUUUCUGGCUGUGUUGUUGUUCAUCUAUAGUCCCCUGCCAACAUCAUCCUCAUUAUGCUAGCUGUCAGUGGGUGUGAAACAGUGCUCUCACCGUGUCAUACUUCACCACCACUGCUCUGUCCUCAGUGGCUGGUGGCCAGUGGAGUCAGCGAGCCCUUCCAUGCCUCUGAGGGGACAGAGCAGCCCAUGUGCAAUCAAACUCAUCGCAGCCAUGGUUUCAUCAUUGUUUUGUUGUUGUCAUCAUGUGUUGACUUUCAUCUGGUGGUGAGGUGAGCUCUAUGUGCUCCCACCUAUCAUUACAUUCAUUCUGCUGGUGUAAGGACUGGUCCUUUGAUGAAGGGGAGCGGUGGUGAGUGAGAAGAGCCCAGGAGCCCCAGUACUUUGGAUAUCAAGCUGGGAUUAAAUUCCACAUUUCCACUGGGACUGCAUGUGCCUAUGGGAAGUGAGAUGAGAUUAUCUCUUGCAGAAAGAAGAGUUUGCUGAUCUCCUCACGGGUUCCAAGCCAGUGGAGCUCUCUGUGGCUCAUGGGUGUGGGCUAGACGACAUGACAGGGGCUUUUGUUAACCUCUGGCCAGAAGUAGCUCCCUGUUUGAUCUUCCAGCUUUGGAAAAGCUGUAGCUUUUUGGAGGAAGCUCUCAGCCAAAAGGAUGUCAGAGCAGCGAGUCUAGUUGUCUGCUGUGGAGAUUAAUAGGUCAUAACGCCAGGUCUUUUGUAACAUUGUGUGUUUGUUUGUCUGUGUGUGUGCGUGCGCACCUCUGUGGUUAAUUGUGUGCUCCAGAAACGGUUGUGUGUGUGUUACUCAAAAGUGCAAGAAAUCUUUCCUUGGGAGAAAUAUUUCCUAAUGUUGUUAUAUUGCACCCCAGGUUCCAAUAUAGACCCGUCAUGGUGGCCUAGAGUCAGUUGAAACUGCCUCUGCCUGCCAAGUGGUUACUUCUAAGUGAACUGGCAGACAGUAAAAAAAUAUUUUCACAACUUUUUACUUGUCAAUCAGUGUCAAAAAGACUUAGUUCAAAUAUUGCUGUUUUUAAAGUGUUAAGUAUGAUAAAUGUAUUUUUUGUAUCAGAUCUAAUUAGGAAUGGAGAUGUUAAUAAGGAAAAAGCCAGGAACAAACUUUACCAAGGGCACACAAUGCAGAAACGCAGAUCACGUUUACACAGUAUCUCUCUUCAUUCAACCCAUCAACCAACCAACUUUCAUGUUCAAUUUCUACAGAUCAUUUGUGAAUGAUUUGUCUUGUCUAGGCAGUCAACAGUUCCCCGCAGAUGUAUGUAUAUUGGCAAUGUGAUGGGUUUGAGAAAGGUAUAGUCACACUAGGUUAAAAUAAAAUGUUUUCCCACCCGUGGUGUGUUUCCACCAAAUGGACUUGUUGCGGAUACAAAUCAGUGUGAUGACGUAGUGCACACAACAUGUACUUUAAGUUCAAUGUGUUUCCAUCGUAUUUUCAACUCGACCGAUAGUUUUGUCACAAAUUGUAGAAAAUGUACCUACUCUGGUCUUGACACAUGCGCUCUAGCCAACAGCUGGCAGAUACAGUGCAGGUAGGCUAGUCUGCAUUGUUAUGGAUAAGAGCAAGAAUAUUUGUCAAAUGGCAGUCAAUCAUCAUGUCACCAGAAUAAGACCCUCAACAUUUAUUGGAAAGGAGCAUCAAGCUCAUCACUGUGCACUUUCACCACCCUGUGAAGUUAAUUUAUUUCAUCUGUAGUCUGAUAAAUAGCAUUGUUUCCCUAGUCGGAGGACACACCAUAUCAUCACGUGACUCCCAAGUUCUUCGAUAUGAUGGUUAUUCUAUUAAUAUUUGUGCACAAAGGGGUUUCCACUGCCAUUUCUCGCAUAAUUAAUUUUUACCAACACAAAAAGAUCCCACCAUGUUGAAUGAACAAAUUAUUUCUCGGCAUUUAUAAAAUUGUACCAAAACCUCCUGUUUCUAACACCACUGUCGUGAUUUGUUUUAUACGGUAUGAUUUUACUCACAUAACUGUGGAUGGAAACGUAGAGAGCAGGCACUGUAUGUAAAAGAGGGUGUUGACAUGGCUCCGCUAUAGGGAACGUACGACUUGCAUCUGUCUGUAGACCUGUUAAUUGAUGGCUUUAAUCUUUGCCAAAGAACAAGCCCUGGUGCCAACAAUUUUCCCAACAGCUGAAUUUUCACUUCUCUCUUUCUCUGAACUUUUGCGAUAGAGUUUCCAUUUGGAUUGUGUAGAACGCUGGUGCUACUACUUGAUUUUGAAUUUAAUCUUCUGUCAUAUGUGACAUGCAUGCAGCUUACAGCAGUGGAGGCUGGUGGGAUGAGCUAUAAGAAGACUGGCUCAUUUUAACGGCUGGAAUGGAAACGAGUCAAACGCAUGGUUUCUAUAUGUUUAUUGUUUAAUGCCUUUCCAUUUAUUCCAUUCAAUGGAGUAAAUUACUUAAGUAAAACACCCCAAAAAUGACUUAAGUAGUACUUUAAAGUAUCUGUAUUUUACUGUUUAUAUUUUUAACAACUUUUACUUUUACUACAUUCCUGAAGAAAAGUAUGUACUUUUUACUCUAUACAUUUUCCCUGACACCCAAAAGUACUCGAUACAUUUUGAAUGCUUAGCAGGACAGAAAAUGGUCAAAUUCGCACACCUGGUCAUCCCUAUUGUCUCUGAUCUGGUGGACUCACUAAACACAUGCUUUGUUUGUAGAUGUUGGAGUGUGACCCUGGCUAUCCAUCUGGUUUGCUUAAUAUAAGGAAUUUUAAAUGAUUCAUACUUUUACUUUUGAUACUUUAGUAUAUUUUAGCAACUACAUUUACUUUUGAUACUUAAGUAUAUUAAACACAUACGUUUAGACUUUUCCUCAAGUAGUAUUUUACUGGGGGACUUGAGUCAUUUUCUAUUAAGGUAUCUUUACUUUUAUUCAAGUAUGAUAUUUGAGUACUUUUUCCACCACUGAUUCCAUUCCAGCCAUUACAAUGAGCUCGUGCUCCUCCCACCAGCCUCCACUGAUCUACAGUACCAUUUUGAGGUGUUUUAGUUUCCCCAUUGCAUUGUCUGUGUAAUUAUUUCAUUCACUAGUAAGCCUAAGGGCUCGUUUAAAUUCGUACAGAGGAAGUUCAGCGAAAUUGAAAGGUAAUUUCUGAUUGAGCAGACACAUGCAGCGUUUAUCGUGAAUGCAGUCUCCGCGAGCCAGGAACCUUCCCUUUAAAUGUCAAUCAUGCUAUAGUGCUGAACUUCCACGAUACAGAUUUAAUCAAGUUGUAAAUCUUGAGGCUGAGGUACUAAUACUUCAAAGGCAUGUUAUAUGAAGAAGACAUUGAACCUUUCAUUCUGGUUGGAUCUUUAUUUUGCAUUAUUUGUUGUAUACCCAAGUAAGGAUAAAACCUUGUCAGACGAUUUGCUUUGGGGUUUUUUUCAAUUUCAUCUCGGUUGAAUAUUUUGUGUGUUUUACCUUCCUAGUCCCUUAGCACUCAUCUAUUAAACAACUUAACAAGGUAAUAUAUCCUUACACUGAAGUAUUUGCCCUAACUACUGCUAUGGGAGCAUGUGCAGUUUGUUCUUAGUCUGGCCUAAAAAGAUGAUCAAAGAAACAAAAAUGAUUGUAACACUGAAUCUUGUGUUUAUAGAUGUAAUUUGUAUUGUGAGUUUGAUAUAUGGUUCUACAUGUGUAAUGUGUGAUUGUAUAUAUGUUUGUGUUGAAUUGCUAAAAUAUUGUAUUAUCUGAUGUGUUGAAUUUAUCACUACAGUUUUGUAUAUGAGAAAAGGUUUGUUGAAUGUGACCUUUAUUUAAAAAGGAUUUAGUGAAAACGUGAACAUUACAAAGCUGUUGGGUUGUCAGGGCCUAGUUUUCAGCUAUCAAUUAAUGGCAGGAUCUCUAUACUGGUUACUGUAGUUUCAGAGCAUUCCUUUACCUGCUCAGGAGCAGACAAGUUAACCUUGAUUCCAUCCACCUAGAUAUCUACAAAGGGAAUACAAGAAAGUUUGUUUGGUGUUCAUGUCUUUAAUUUUAAAGCACUUUAUGUUUUUUCACUUGGCUCUUACUUGGUUUGAACUUGAUUGUGAAUAGAGGUUGUCAGACUUGUAACGGUAGAAAAAUAUGGAAUAAAAAAAACAUGUCCGAUUGGGAGAAGCCAGAAAGAUCAAAUUGUGUAUGUAGGACAAAAGCGGUGCCACACAAACUGUUUAUACUGUAAAGUAUUUAUUAAAUAAAAGAGACAGCACCCAAA
This is a messenger RNA of Salvelinus fontinalis (brook trout), 5567 nucleotides long. RefSeq names its product repulsive guidance molecule BMP co-receptor a (gene rgma). Gene Ontology annotation, molecular function: coreceptor activity. Lineage: Eukaryota; Metazoa; Chordata; Actinopteri; Salmoniformes; Salmonidae. Gene Ontology annotation, biological process: BMP signaling pathway. Gene Ontology annotation, cellular component: plasma membrane. The record is from RefSeq and is a predicted model, not a curated record. Bases 135 to 1442 code for a protein of 435 amino acids. The transcript is spliced from 5 exons.